Molecule: messenger RNA, 3786 nt
Organism: Portunus trituberculatus (swimming crab)
Lineage: Eukaryota; Metazoa; Arthropoda; Malacostraca; Decapoda; Portunidae
Product: prestalk protein-like
Exons: 29
Coding region: 88-3645 (1185 amino acids)
Source: RefSeq, a predicted model, not a curated record
GCCACACAACCUUGCCCUCCUCUCCCUCCGCUUUACCUCAGGCGAAUACCGUCUGUUUACAGAUAGUCCAAAACCCAAGGACUAAACAUGACUACUCGCUGGUGGCUGGUAGUCAUCCUGGCGGCGGCUGUUCUAGCUGAAGACGCGACCACAACUGCCUCUGAACCCGACGAUGAACACCAAGAAGAGGCUGUUUCGUGCUCUGGCUCCGGCGGCACGUGUGUGAAAGAAGCCAGUCUGUGCACUGGAACGCUGACCAACGUCACGGACUGUCCCCUGUGCUGUCACCAAGUUAUGGCAAGGGCUGAUGUGAACGGAACAGCCGCAUCGGACGAGACACUGAACAAAGCAGCCUCCACUGAAUGCGUCCUGAAGGAAAAGUGCAGGAAGCGGGGUGGGAAAUGUAAGGCGAAGUGUUCCCGGAAUGAGAAGGCGAUCACCAAGGGCUGCUCGGGACCAAAUUGCUACUGUUGUGUUCCUGUCAAGCAGAAGUGCAACCCCAAACAAAAGUGCAGAGCGUUGCACGGCCACUGCAGCAAGGAAUGUUCAAUUUGGGAGGAGGAGCUCGAUGGCGGUUGCAUUGGUGACGACUGCAAGUGUUGCUACGAGCGUGAUGACUUGUGUGACGCUGAGUGUGACCACGGACAAGGCCAUUGCCGCAGCCAAUGCUGGAGUGACGAAACGGAAACAGCCAGUCAUUGUGGCGCCCACUGCAAGUGCUGUGUGUCACUAGCGAAAGUAUGCAAAACAUCGUGCAGCAACGGAAAGGGCAGCUGCAGACAGUCGUGUCUGAUCGGCGAAACGGAGAAGUCUGGCAACGACUGCGGUCACCCAGGCUGCAGAUGUUGUGUGCCCUUGGAAGACGAGUGUUCCGAUGUGAAAAAGUGUGUGAAGGCGGGCGGCUUCCUAAAGGACCACUGCGGAGAGGGCGAGAUGGAGGUUGCGGGAGGCUGCUCCAGGAAGUACUGUUGCUGCGCCACCAUUGACGUGUGUCAAGCUCAGCCAGUGUGUGACGGUGGCCGCGGCACCUGCCGAGCCACGUGCCUGGUCGCUGAAAAGGAGAAGCACGGCCUGUGUGGCCCGCACUGCAAGUGUUGCGUGGCCUCAUUCAACGAAUUCGAAGAGGUGAAACAAUGUCUGCAGGCCGGAGGCUCCAUCAAGUCCAAAUGCACUUCCAGGGAGCGAGAGGUGGCUGGGGGCUGCUCGGCUUCUAACUUCUGCUGCUGUGCUCUGAAAGACGUGUGUGACGCACUUGGUUCCUGUGACAAAGGUGAGGGAACCUGCAGGGCGACAUGUAAGGACCACGAGAUGGAGACUGGCAGCACGUGCGGCGGCUAUUGUAGGUGUUGCGUGGAAGCCUUCGACGAGUGCCAACCGGAAACCGAUUGUAAGGCCGCUGGUGGGUUUUGUAGGGCGCACUGCCCUGCCGGUAGCAAGGUGAUCAGCGGCUGCCACGGCAACAAGUGCAAAUGUUGUAUUACCUCCAAGAUCGGAAGCGUCUGUGAAGCCAACAUGGCGUGUGACGGCGGCCGCGGGCACUGCAGGGACGCCUGCAACACCUGGGAGGACGAGGUGCUAGGGAAGUGUGGUUCGUCCUGCAAGUGCUGCGCGCCCAAUAUUGAGCUUAUCCUGGACCUGGAGCAGUGCAAGGCGGACGGCGGAUCCUUCAAGGCGUUCUGCGGCAAGGGGGAGAAGGAAGUUGGCAGAGGCUGCUCGUCACCAGACUUCUGUUGCUGUGCCCCGAUUGACGAGUGCACUGCCAAUCCUAAAUGUAAUAACGGCAAAGGACAGUGCCGUGAUUGGUGCGAGCCUUGGGAGGACCAGGUGCAUGGUGGCUGCAGCUCAGGAUGUAACUGCUGUGUGCCCAAGAAUGAAGCGUUGGACGAGCUGGAGAAGUGCAUCAAGGCAGGCGGUCUUUUCAAGACUAAAUGUACCCUCGAUGAGGAAGAGGUCGCUGGAGGAUGCUCGUCUGUUGACUACUGCUGCUGCGCCCCUCGUGACAAGUGUCACAGCCAGCCUACCUGUGGAGGUGGACAUGGUCAAUGCAAAUCGUCUUGCAACAUUUGGGAACAGGAAACCUACGGGGGCUGUGGUGGACACUGCAAGUGCUGCGUCGCUCUCACUGGCGUGAUAUCAAUCAAGGAAGUGGAAAGGUGCGUGGAAGUUGGUGGCUCGUUCAAGGGCAAAUGUUCCUCAGAUGAAGAUGAGACGCUCGGAGAUAGCACGUCACCCUACCAAUGUUGCGUUUCCAAGGAUGCUUGUCAAGCCCAGCCAUCAUGUGCACAUGAGCGCGGACAAUGCCGAAGCUGGUGUAAUACUUGGGAAGAGGAAGAGAAGGACAGCCACUGCGGGUUGAAUUGCAAAUGCUGUGUGAUACCGACUGAUGUGAUCGAGGAGCUGGAAGAAUGCGUAAGGGCGGGCGGCGCAUUCAAGACCAAGUGCCACGAGAACGAGAAAGUUGCGGGCCGGGGCUGCUCCGCGACCAGCGACUACUGCUGCUGCAUCGCCAAGGAUGUAUGUCUGGGCCAGCCGUCGUGUGCCGGAGGUAACGGAAGGUGCCGCGAGUGGUGCAGCAUUGGGGAGAAAGAGAGUCCCGCCGGCUGUGGCUUCCAUUGCAAGUGUUGCGUCCCCUUCGCUGAUGCGGCGGUGAGCGAAGUCAGGAAAUGCUUAGACGCUGGAGGAGCGAUCAAGGCCAAGUGCUCCGGGUCAGACCAGCAGGUGGCGGGAGGCUGCUAUGACAAGUACUGCUGCUGCUCCGCCUCGAGCCCGUGUGAUCCUACUGAGACUUGCGAACACGGCACUGGCCAGUGCAGGACUUGGUGCAACUCCUCGGAGAAGGAAGUUGCCGGCGGAUGUAGCAACAACUGCAAGUGUUGCGUCCCCUCACCUGAUGUGGAAGCAAUAGAGAAGUGCAUGAAUGUGGGAGGCACCAUCAAGGUUCAAUGUAAUACGCUGGAGAAAGAAGUCGGUGAGGGGUGUGCUACCGCCUCCUACUGCUGCUGCGCGCCUAAAGAUGAGUGCCAGACGUUCCCGGCCUGCCACCAUGGACGAGGGUAUUGCCGAGAUGUCUGUAAUGAUGACGAGAAAGAAAGUUAUGGUAACUGUGGAGCAAGCUGCACCUGCUGCGUGCCUAAGAUCAGCGUGAGCGAGGUUGAGUGGUGUCUCCGAGAUCAUGGGGUCAUCAAAACUGAGUGUUCUAACAUGGAGAAAAAGGUUGGCGCAGGCUGCAGCUCCUCUUCCAAUUACUGCUGCUGCACUCCCCUAGACCCGUGCCAAAACAUGCUCCUCUGUGAUCACGACAAAGGUUUCUGCAGGACGAAGUGCCACGAACAUGAAAAGGAAAGUUAUGGUAACUGCGGCUUACACUGCAAGUGCUGCGUGCCAGUAAUUGACGCCGCUGCAGCAGACAGGUGUCUCAAGGCAUCGGGUGCCAUCAAGAGGAAAUGUUCUUCCUUGGAGCAGGAAGCGGCUGACGGCUGCGAGGGUUACAACGGCUAUUGCUGCUGCAUCCCUAAGGACAUUUGCCUCCUGGAACCAAGCUGUGACAGCAACACUGGUGUCUGCCGCGCAAGCUGUCUGCCUCUUGAAACUCAGGGAACUGAUGACUGUGGUGAUAACUGCGUGUGUUGUGUUGUAUCAACAUAAAGCAAGAUUAAAUAAAGAAACAAAUUAUACUGUUAUCGUAAUGGGUAUUUAUCCGGGAUCUGCCCUGCAAGCCUUCUAUGUGCUUAUUUUAUCCACUGAAGAUAAUGCUUACUGAGGCUAUAAAUAAACCAUGAAAAAUUU